GAGUCAGUGGGGGAGGAAUAUGCCUGGGAGUGAGUGCUACGGCUCCCUGGGCUGGUGUAUAUACACACACACACACACACGCUGGCGUCACACCAACGUGGGAUCACAUUCACUCUCUCUCGCACCGGCUGGAGCUGUCAGUGACUCAAGAAACAAGAUCGGCCAGAGGAGCUCCAGGCACAUUUCCCUGGAGCAGAUCCGUCCUUUCUAUAUGCACACUGACUGCUCCAUGUUCUGUUGGUGCCCUACCUGGGGGAAAGAAUUGUAUAUCAUUUUCAUAACUGUCUUUAUUUUGGGAUGACAAGCAGAUAAUUGCACCUUCUGUCUUUAUAAAAGUGACAUAGAGCAAGUUCUUUGGGACCUGUUGGUGCCAAUUGGGGAGUGCGAAGGAGGUGCUGUAGGAGGUUGUCGCCAUCCCUGGUACUUGUGUACAUUGCUCGGCAUGGCAGAUGAUCAUUCCCCCCACUAGGAUCUGUUUUGAUCUACUGUAGGAGAUGUUUGCUGUUAGUGUCCCUGCAGCCCAGACCAUGUCUCAGACAGAAGUAGACCUUUCAGGCUGUGGAAUUGCCUUCCUGCCAGAAGAUCCUGCAGAACUUUCUACCUUGGCUGCACUGAGGAGACGGAGGUUGUCUGGAAAAGAACCCAGGAGAAACUCUUAUCAGUUCAACAGGAGAAGUUCAGCUCAGUUGGAACUCUUGGGCUAUGACCCACCUGGGACGUCUUUCUCAGCUUGGUCCCCUGAAGAGCCCACACGCUUGGAAGAAAAAGUGGUCCCAAUUCCGGAAAUGUCGCCCAAUACAACCUUCUGCCCAAGUGCCAAUGCACAGCCAGAUUCUUUGUUGCCCUCUGUGGAACUGUCCAAAACCUCAGAAUCUGGAGAUGAAGCUUCAAGCACUAAAGGGCCUGCUGUGCCUGUCCCUAAACCUGCAUUGGCAGGAAACAGGCGAGAACUGGAGGAGAUUGAGGAGAAUGAGACCAAGGCUGUGGCCACCUCACCAGAUGGGAGAUACUUGAAAUUUAACAUUGAGAUUGGAAGAGGUUCCUUUAAAACGGUUUACAAGGGUUUAGAUACAGAGACAACAGUGGAAGUAGCUUGGUGCGAACUGCAAACCAGAAAGCUGACAAAAGCUGAGAGGCAGAGGUUCAGUGAAGAAGUAGAGAUGCUGAAGGGCCUGCAACACCCAAACAUUGUCAGGUUCUAUGAUUCCUGGAAGACCAUAGUCAAAGGGCAGAUCUGCAUUGUCCUCGUCACUGAACUCAUGACAUCAGGCACCCUGAAGACCUACCUAAAGCGAUUCAAGGAGAUGAAAUUGAAAGUAUUACAAAGAUGGAGUCGUCAGAUCUUGAAAGGUCUUCAUUUCCUCCACACUCGCUGCCCUCCCAUCAUCCACCGUGAUCUGAAGUGUGACAACAUCUUUAUCACAGGUCCCACCGGCUUUGUGAAGAUUGGAGACCUUGGUCUGGCUACCUUGAAAAGUGCCUCCUUUGCAAAGAGUGUCAUAGGUACGCCAGAGUUUAUGGCUCCUGAGAUGUAUGAAGAAAAGUAUGAUGAAGCUGUGGAUGUCUAUGCAUUUGGGAUGUGUAUGCUUGAAAUGGCUACAUCUGAAUAUCCUUACUCUGAAUGCCAAAAUGCAGCACAGAUAUACCGCAAAGUGACCUCGGGCAUGAAGCCAGACAGCUUUUAUAAAGUUAAGGUUCCUGAGCUUAAAGAGAUCAUCGAAGGUUGUAUACGCAUGAACAAAAAUGAAAGGUACACUAUCCAGGACCUCUUGGAACACUCCUUCUUCCAAGAAGACACUGGGGUCCAUGUUGAAUUAGCUGAAGAAGAUGAUGGAAUUAAACCAGCCUUGAAGCUCUGGCUUAGAAUGGAUGACACGAAAAAGCUUCAUGGCAAAUACAAAGAUAACAAUGCCAUAGAGUUCCUCUUUGACUUGUAUAAGGAUAUUGCAGAAGAGGUGGCUCAGGAGAUGGUGGUACUGAAUUUUAUAUGUGAAGGUGACUACAAACUGGUAGCCAAAGCCAUCCGGGACCGAGUGCUAGCCAUAAAAAGAAAAAGAGAAAAGGUAAGAAGGGCUCAGGAGGAGCUGAAGAAGAAAGAAGAGGAGAAACAGCAGAACAUCCAAAAACUUCUUGAUCAGCUGAGAAGUUCUCAGAAUUCAACUCCAUCGCCCAUCUCUGAUGUUGUUCCUGGAGCCACUUUACUCCCUGUCCCCUCUGACUCAACAGAAAGGACGUUUCCCCCAGAGCUAGAGGAACCAGAGGCUGAUCAGUAUCAUUCCUUCAACUUCAGACCCACCUGUUAUUCAUCAGCUACAUCGGACUGCGAAACAGAUGGGUACCUGAGCUCUUCAGGCUGUAUGGAGUCUGUUGAUGGCCAGGGAAAACCUUCCAGUGAUGUCUCACAAGAAGACUCUAAAAGCCCACCCAGCACAGAGCCAGAGAUAUGCUUUCCUGGGAGUCUUGCUGUGAGUGUGAAUACAGAGCAGUUGCCUUUUCCUGGGUUGUCCAGUGAAGUUACCUCACCAGUAGACAGUUUUGCUUCAGAUGUGGCUUCAGGGUUGAGUGAUGGCUGUGAGGGGCUUUCAGCUGGAGAGCGAAGCAUGAGGUCACCUGCCAAAAAGACCGGCGCUAAACUUCUGAGACGCAAAGCACGGUCCAGGCUGAAAAUUAUAAAUAUAUCAGAUAAAUGUGACCGUGUUGUUGAGUGCCAGCUGCAAACAUAUAACAAUAAAAUGGUCACCUUCAGGUUUGACCUGGAUGGAGAUAACCCAGAGGACAUUGCAGCAGUUAUGGUAAACAAUGAGUUCAUCAUGCAGUCUGAGAGAGAGAGUUUUACCAACAGAAUUCGGGACAUUAUUCACCGAGUGGAAACCCUCUUAAAAAAAGAUGUCCACAUGGACAGAGAUGAUGAGGGUGGAGAGUUUAGUAACAGCCCCUUGCCACAUAAUCUACAGGCUGAUCUCCAGCUUCAGGAGCUCUCAAGGUCAUUCUCUUCCUCCUCUUUAAAUGAUCUGGUUUGCCCAAGUCCAAGCAAAGGAGUGCCUUCACAGGGUUAUCUCUUCCAGAGUAGCCCAGUACAGGACAAUGAUAUUUUCGGCACUGCUGGACCUCUUACGUCAUCAGAUCUUGGAUCUAAAUCUCAUCUACAAGCAAUGGCUACAGGUUCUCCUAUGGCAGCCAGCAGAACAUGGCCUUCUUUUGAAACUGUAUCAAAUCCAGCUGUUCCUUACCCCUCUAUUUAUUCGAUGCCAACCUCACAGUCCUAUCCUCCUGCAGUUUUUAGUUCCAUGCAGUCUGGCAACUACCUCUCUUCCCUUCCCCAGCACAUGAUGCCUUCAUCUUCAGCAGGGCCUCUAAGUUCACCAAAUACUGUCUUUCCGAAUCUGAUGGGAAGUCAUCAAAAUUCAUUGCAGCACAUGCUUAACAGUGGGAUGGUGUCACAGAAUAUGAACAAUGCAGUGUCUGCCCUAACAUCUAGUGCCCAGUCAGUGACUCAGUGGUCUCACACUGCACCUAUGUUCUCACUGGCAAAUGUUUUAUCUCUAGCAAUGAGCAUGGCACAAAAUUUAUUCCCAGUAGCAUCUCCUUCAACUGCCCAGCCUCCAGGAAUCCCUCCAGGAGGACCCUUGUUUCCGCAGGCAAUAUCUGGACCAAUUCAAUCUCAAUCUACUCUAAUGUACCCACAAAGCUAUUCACAGCCUCAAAGUCCAGUUAAAGAGGGAUCAUCUGCUCUGGGUCAAUGCCAUUACAUAUAUCCUUCCGGACCUGCACACUCUUCUGGAAUUUUGCUACAGAACAUGUCUGCCCAAAGUUUUCCCAGUGCAGGUGAUACCUUCUCGCAGUCUUUCAUUCAACAGGAGACACUGCCACAGAGUGGGGUGAUUGACAACAACUUGCAGUCUACAAAUAUAUCAGGAUUUCAUCUUCAACACCCACAACCGAUCAAGGAAGGUCCACCUCCAGUUGUUACACCAGACCUGUCAAGGUUGCCACCAGUACUAGGAACCUUCAACGAAGUGUCUUCUACACCCCUUGGAAAUCAGACCUCAGAGGCUACAGGAUCUGUCGUGGGACAGACUAUGAAUAAACCUGUGCAAUCCAUAACUAGUGAAAGUGGUUCACCAUCACCCAUAUCCCUGUCUAAACCUCUGCCAUCAGCUGCCUUAGCCAAUGAAGUCCAAUCAAAGGUUGUAGGAAGAUUCCAAGUCACAACCUCAAAAGAUCUGCAUGAAAGCAGCCCUGAAUGCAGUGUAAACAGCAGCCCUGAAACUUCCAAGAGAUCAGAGGCAAGGUCAUCAGAUACUACUUCUGACAUGUAUGAGACAGCUUCUUCAGAUACAGACAUCAGUACAGAUAAUGCAACAGAGGGAAACGGCUUCUCAGAGCCUGAGAUGUUCUCAUCAUGUAGUAUGGACACAAUAAACAAAGACAAUUGCACACAUGAUACUGAUUCUGAAUCGGAAGCUUUAAGUCAGGAGAGGUUUGGUGGUUUUCAAAAUGACAGUGCUAGACCGACUCCUGUGAGCACAAUUACUGAUACAGACAACUGCCCGUGUGUGCUUAACAUUAAUAGAGCCCCAGAAAGUGAUUUGGGGGAUCAAGUCAAUUCAGGGGUACAGUCUCACAGUAUUGUGAAUGGAGACUCUACACUAGACAACAGAAUGACAGUAGUGGGUGAUGGGCAAGGCAGUGAUUCUGUAUCUUUUAGUGGAGAGGAGAAUGCAGAGAAGACACCUCAACAGAUUUCAACAGUGCAAGUCUAUCUGCACUACACAAGAGGAAUCGUGUACCUCAGCAGUGAUGACACAGAGAGUGAGGAUGAAGAAAUAUUUGAGGAACUACAACAGCUUCGACAGAAACAUAUGUCUGAAGUGCAGUUGUUACAGGCCCUGCAGAAAAAGGAGAUUGAAGAACUAUAUUACCGGAUGGGCAAAGUGCCUCCCCCUGGCAUUGUGUCUCCAGCUGCUAUGUUAUCUAGCAGACAGAGGCGCCUGUCUAAGGGGAGUUUUAAUCCAUCGAGGAGGAAUAGUCUGCAGAGGCUUGAGUUUAUGCCAGCAACUGGUUUCAUUAGGAAGAAUUCACUUGGAGGGAGCAGCACAGGUUCCCAAGAGCAGCGUUUAAACAAAGGUGCAACCUUUUCUGGAGAGAUGACCAGAAUGGCAACUACUGGAAGCUGUAGCAGCGAGGCAAGUGAACAGGAUGAAAAAGUAAAGUAAAUACUCGAAGCAACAAAACACUUGAAGAGAAAUAAAAACCGGACUACCUCAGAGGACUGGCCUUGUGUCGUUUCUGUCUAUAGUGGCGCUAAAGCUUUUGCUAAAUAAAAUCUCCUGCUUGCCAGGAGCUAAACUGGGUGGCCUUGGAUGUAGAUACCGCUUACUAUUGACAAAUGACGUUCUGCUGGAGAACUUGAAGAAAUUUCAUGGCAUGGUCCAUAGCUACCAUAGAGACUGUUACUACCAUGGAAUCUGCUUACAGAUGGGAUCCUUUAAAAGAAUUGGUGCUGCCUAACAUGUACCAUGCUCUCAAAGCCACGGAAGAGUUAUUUUUAGGUUGCCAGUUGGCUAAAGCAUGAAUGUUCAUGACAAGAUAUAGUAAGAGCAGGUUGCUGGUUUCAGCAGAAGUUCUCAUGAUCAUGCACUUUGCACUUCUUUAGAAGAAUACCUGGAAAGUCUUCUUCCAAUUUUUUUUGCUAUUAUUCUCCCCUUAUGUAAAGCUGCCAAUUAUUUUGAAUGUUUAAAUGUGAAUUAGCCAUAGAACUAUGACAUUUGUAGUAUGCUUUGUGUGCAGCACUACACAAGUCUUAUAACCUUUAUCUGAAUGAAUUCAUCCGGAGCUCACAGUUUGUAAAGCUACCAGAGAUAUCCUUCAAAAACGCGUCACAUCCGUGGAGCCGCCAGUGGAGUUUAAAUAUCUUAAACUUCAACCACACAUGCAAAGCUAUAGAGUAUGAACCUAAUUUCCCAGUCUGAUAUUCUUAUCAUCUCAUUCACGUUGCACAAAGCACAUAUACAAACUGGAGUUUUGACAGAAGCCACAAGUUACAACAGAUUUGAUGCUUACGGGUAUCUCAAAGUAAUAAAUAGCUUUAGCCACAGAUCCUUGUGGUGUUCUACAGAGGCAAACAAAUCAUGGGCAAUUGAAACACUGUAUAGGUGAGAGUAUCCAUUACACCUAUGGGUAAUGAAUAACUAACAUUUGGCCUCUUGAUAUUGCUGAAUGCUGCGAUUCUUUAUCGAGGUGCGCAUCUAUGAAUUUAUGCAUGACAAGAACAAUAACCACAUAUCUAUAAAGCAGGUUUGAAUAUUCCAGGGUGAGAUGUUAAAUAAUCAGCCCUAAUAUUUGACAGAUUACCUAUGUUGUAGGUCAUUAUUUGGUAAUGGCAUAUGUAGUGUAUAUCUGGACUAAUUUCUAAUCAGCUGACAAGCAUAUUUUAGGAUAUCCUGCCAACCAUUAACAUUUAGUUGUGUAUAUGCUGUUCUAUUAGCUUCUUUAAGGUUUGGGUUCACCUUUGUCCUCAGCCCUGGUGACACACUUCUUGACACAGGUUUCAGCCUAGUCUGAGCCAGGCCUUUGGGAAUUCUGGGUAAUGUAGUCUGUCCUACAUGUAGAUGCACCUAUGUUUGGGGUAGAGCUUUAGAGAAAUACAAAAGCUGGUAAAACAAAUACAUAUACCCCAGUUGACCUAGUGAGGGAUGAUUCUAAAUCAAUAAACCCCAAAAAGCAUGGAGCUUCCAUGGAUGGAGUGAGCUAGGCAAAUUGUUACAGCAAGGGAUCAUGGUCUGUCCUGAAUUUUAACCUUCACAUACUCCCUUAGCCAAAGGGACUAAAUAAAAAACUGAACUGUUUAUAUCUGUGAGUAUAUACCAAAUCAAUAAAAAAAGGAAAAGUUAAGAAUAUGCCUAAUGUGGGGUUGCAUACAUUUAGACAUAUUCCUGCACAUUUUCCUAUGAAAGUGUUAUAAUGUAUGCGGAUGGUGGGGUUGUCAGCCCCCUCCUCUCCCCGCCUUCAAAACUAAUUUAAUCUAAAACACAAGUGUUGCAUGCAUUGUUUUUAAUUUAGAUGAUUUAUGUGAACCAAUGCAUUAUAUAACCACUUAAAAGUCAAUCAACUAUUUAAAUGCAUCAAUUGGAAGUGAUAUUGCCCUUGCAGUUUUUUUUUUUUUUUAGAAAUUUGUCAUUAUCACUUUAAAAGAGAAUUAAAAGGUCAAUAACUUGG
This is a messenger RNA of Xenopus laevis (African clawed frog), 7218 nucleotides long. RefSeq names its product WNK lysine deficient protein kinase 4 S homeolog (gene wnk4.S). The record is from RefSeq and is a predicted model, not a curated record. The coding region runs from base 495 to 5216 and encodes 1573 amino acids. The transcript is spliced from 21 exons. NCBI's taxonomy places the organism in Eukaryota, Metazoa, Chordata, Amphibia, Anura, Pipidae. Gene Ontology annotation, molecular function: protein kinase activity; transferase activity; protein serine/threonine kinase activity. Gene Ontology annotation, cellular component: cytoplasm.